AUGCAGCAACCAAUUUUUAAUACAGUGGAUACUAUUAUUCAACCUUUUGACUAUUCACCAGCACCUAUGAAUGAUUUUCAUCGUCCUCUUAAUUCAUUGACUCAUAACGAGACGGAAGCCCUGAUGAAAUGCUUAUCUCCAAUAACCGAUUCAUCCAACGUUCAUCAUGACAAUGAAACAAAAGUAAAUAAAUCUCUUCUUAGUAUUUUACAAGAUAUGAGAGGAGAAAUGCGUUUGAUCUCUGAUCGUCUCACUCAUAUCGAACGUUCAAGAGUGUCACCGAAAUCCAUCAAUGUUGAAUCCAAAGUGAGAUCAACUUAUUCACAUGCAUUCGAACGUUCAAUGAGUAACUUGUCUCAACGUUCUCCAAUUCAAACAGAACUUGAUCGAACUUACUCACCAUAUAAUAAUAAUCAAUUAAAAUUACACGGUGAUCAAACAUUAUCUACAACUCAUGUAUCUGUUCCACCAGCUCUCUUGUCAUCACAUCAUGAAUCAACAUCGGCGUUUCAUCCGAUUUACAAGCCGGUGAGUGAAAAUUCUGUUCAUAUUAAAAACAUUUCUCCGUCAGCUACAAUGACAACAUCUAAUGUAAUCCAACGAUCAUCAGCAAUCAUUACACCAUUAGCAACUGAACCAAUUAAUGCGUCAUCGAUUCCAUUAUCAGUGGCAAAAACACCCACACCUUUCAUCAUGAACUUGAACAACAUAUUCCCUUCCUUUAAAGGAACAGCAGAAGAAAGGCCAGUUCAGUUUCUAACUGAAUUCGAAAUUCGUGCUUCGACAAUCGUCGGCCAAAAUGAUAAUUUUCUUCUGCAAACUGUUUAA
Messenger RNA from Rotaria socialis, 828 nucleotides. NCBI's taxonomy places the organism in Eukaryota, Metazoa, Rotifera, Eurotatoria, Philodinida, Philodinidae. The record is from the annotation of a GenBank genome assembly.